Colletotrichum truncatum is the source of this 1056-nucleotide messenger RNA. Its product is annotated as phosphatidylinositol-specific phospholipase C. Gene Ontology annotation, biological process: lipid metabolic process. The record is from RefSeq and is a predicted model, not a curated record. Gene Ontology annotation, molecular function: phosphoric diester hydrolase activity. NCBI's taxonomy places the organism in Eukaryota, Fungi, Ascomycota, Sordariomycetes, Glomerellales, Glomerellaceae.
AUGCGUUUCCAUUGCAUGCCCCUUCUCUACGUCAUUUCCUUCUUCAUCCUCAUCUCGGCCCUCUUCUCAGUCCUCCUGUCGCUGGCGCCCUGCUUCGUCAAGUCCAAGAACCACUGCUACCGCGGCUAUGAGUCCCACUUCUCCUUCGACGUCGACAAGGCCGACCACGCCGAGUGGAUGAAGGCCAUCCCGGAUGAUGCCAACCUCACCAGCCUGUCCAUCCCCGGGACCCACGACACCAUGACCUACGACCUCAGCAACCAGGUCUUCCAGUGUCAGAACCACAAUCUCUCGGCGCAGCUGCGCGCCGGCAUGCGCUACCUCGACAUCCGCGGCCGUCUCGUCAACGACUCCAUCCAGAUCUACCAUGCGUCAAUGUACACGGGCCACUCGUACACCAGCGUCCUGCUGACGCUGUUCGAGUUCCUCGACUCGCACCCCAGCGAGACCGUCGUCAUGCGGCUCAAGGAAGAAGGCCGGCCCCUCGGCAACAACAGCAUGACCUUUGAGGACGCCUUCAACCACUAUCUCCACAACGACACCCUCACGUCCCCCGGCGCGCAGGCGCACUUCCACAAGCACGACAAGCUGGCCCCUUACCCCACGCUCGGCGCCCUCCGGAACAAGGUCUUCCUCCUGCAGAACUUCCCCAUCAGGCAGCCCAAGAACCCCUACGGCGUCAUCUGGGAGUCCGCCGACAUGGUGCUCGAGGACCUCUGGAUCAUCCCGAGCAUGGAGCACCUGUACAUGAAGUGGGAGGCCAUCGAGAACGCCCUCCGCCGCGCCGCCACGGCGAAACCCCACUCGAACCGGGUCUUGUACCUGGCGCACCUGAGCGCGUCGGUCGGAGUCCUGCCCAUCGAGGCCGCGGCGGGCAACCUCAAUCACACGGUGGCCGGGAUGAACGACCGCACGGGCGACUGGCUCGCCGAGACGGCGGGCGGAGCCGACGCCGGCAAGACGGGCAUCGUCAUCAUCGACUUCCCCGGCCGCGCCUUGGUAGACGAGGUGCUAGCGCGGAAUACGGCGCUAACGGACCGUAGCGUCGAAUUGUGA